AUGCUAUCUAGUCACGCGGCAGGACUUCCCCCGCCGGUGUCGCCUUUUCGCCCGAAUCUCGAUGCAUUGAAGCUGGACAUCAGUGACGAUGAAGAUGAACUAGAAGUGGACCCGCAGAUGGAUAAUGUUCUGGGAAAUGGCAAGGCAGUUGGGAGCCCUGGAUUAUCGUUGAAUUCUCUCGGUACUGGUGACUUGCAUACGGCAGACGAAUCCCCUCGACCACGCGCAAGCACACUUGCUCAAGGCGGCAAUGUGCUCCAGACGGCGCUCCCUCCCCUUGUGACCAACCGGCCAUUUCUGCGGACGGCAUCUCAGCCUGCGGGAGCACUUGGCAUUUCCCCUACGUCUGAGCAAUACAGCCCCGAUGGUCUCGCUCCGCCCCGCACCGGCAGUUUGAAACGCACACUUGUUCCCGCUGCGAGCCGAGCAGCACCUGCAAGGCCAUUGUCCGAAGUUACGCCCCUAAACACGCGGAGACCGCUUCUUAGCGCUAGCGCUCAUGCUGGCAAAUUUCUCUCUCGGCCCGGCAACGGCAGGAUAAGCCCUCCUCGACGCGUUCUUGUCAAAGAUCAACCAGCAGAAGAGCCGGAGACUGACGAGGAGGAGCGUGAGCAGCAGCAAAUACCUUAUCCGAUUGCCCCACGAGCCUCGGAAAGAAAUCACGUUCUGAGACCCAAGAGUACGCCUGAACACCCUGGUCGCUCCCUCGGUCGCUCCAUGUCUACGCCUGAUGCUGGACUUCGACAAAUGCCAAUUUCCCCCAUACCCAUAUCCCCGAUCGAAAGCCCCAUACACGAGCCAAAGCCCCCUUCACCCCAUCACGACCCUCACCCAUUGGCCACAUCUUCCGCAUUAGCCAAAACUAGUACUUCGUCGCUCGCUUCGACUGCCUCUUCGCUCCGCGGCGGAGUCGGAUCUGUCAAGGCACGUUUACAGGACUGGAAAUCCUCCAUCGGAAGCUGGUCAAAAGGUUCUCGGUCUCGGCCCCCCAUCCCUGGGAGACCAUCCAUCGAAAGCAUGCAGCCCAAGCAUAGUAUUGACUCUCUUCGCGAGAGUCUACGACAGUCCUUUGACCGACCGAGCUUUGAUACUGUUCGUCCCGGCCUGGAUCCCAUUCUUUCACCUGGUGCACCCGACCUGGCACUCGACCAUGCCCAACCUGAAGACGAGCAUGGUUAUGUAGGGAGAGGGUACGAUCCGCCUCCUCAGCCCCGAAGUAUGUCCUCGGUAGGAUGGAACGAACGGCCAAGCACGAGUUCAGGUUACUAUGCCCAGCCGCAAGUCAAAUCGGUUCAAAACCACCAUGAACACGUUCGACGAACGUCUGAAACCUUGCGACCAUCUCCGCUUGAUACACCUCCAUCCAACAAAUCCCCGCUCAGUUCACUACGACAUAAACGUAGUCCCACGGCGCCAUCGCCCCCUACCAGCACCGUUAUCGCACGUGAAAAGGAGAACAGAGGUGGGCAGCUGUGGCAGGAACGCGAGAGAGAGAGGUCAGACCCGGUGGAUUAUGGUCGAGACGAUGGGAAAAUGUUGGAGAGGGAGCGCGAGCGGUUGAGAGAGGUCGAUAAUCGAAACCGAGCCGAUUCGAGAGCUGACGUUAGGGACCCAAGGGCAGACGCAGACAGGAUGGAGAGGGACGUGAGGCCCGCGAGCUCACUUGGGUUAUUACCUGGGACUUCACAACGGGAAGGAGUUUUACCGGCCAAGCGAGAUAGAUUUAUUUGUAACAAACAAGAAUAUACAGUUGUAGACUGUAUCGGCCGUGGGGGCUCUUCGAAAGUCUACAAAGUAAUCUCCCCGAACAACAAAAUAUACGCCUUGAAACGGGUCCGGCUCGACUCUAAAGUGGACGAGGAGACCAUGCGGGGAUACGUCAACGAGAUGCAGCUCCUUAAGCGAUUAGACGGGAACGAACGAAUCAUCAAAUUGAUUGAUUCCCAGGCUGUCGGUCGAGGGGGCAGAUACUUGAUGAUGGUCAUGGAACUCGGCGAGAUUGACUUGGCCAAGCUGUUGGCGGAAAAACAAGGGACACGUCUGCAGCCGCACUGGAUUGCCAUAUACUGGCAACAGAUGCUCGAAGCCGUUCAGACAAUUCAUGAAGAGAAGAUAGUCCACUCUGACCUCAAGCCUGCGAACUUUGUGCUCGUAAAAGGCUCGCUAAAGCUCAUCGAUUUUGGAAUUGCCAAAGCCAUUGCGAACGACACGACGAACAUUCAGCGCGAGCAUCAAGUUGGAACAUUGAACUAUAUGAGUCCUGAGAGUAUUGAAGAGACCCAGACUGCGAAUGGAAGGAGACUAAAGCUCGGCCGCGCGAGUGAUGUCUGGUCCCUCGGCUGCAUCCUAUAUCAAAUGAUAUACGGCCGCCCACCUUUUUACUCUAUUACUGGCGCCGUCCCCAAACUCCGCGCCAUAUCCGAUCCCAACCACGUAAUUGAUUAUCCUUCAGAGUCUAUUCCUGCCGUUCCCGCGACCGACAAAGAAGGUCCGAGGCAGAUACCCGAGUGGGCGACACCGGUACCAACGGAUGUCGUCAACACACUGAAGGGCUGUUUGACCCGCGAUCCGAAGCAGCGAAGUACGAUACCAGACCUCUUGGAUGACCCGUGGCUCAGGAGUUGGAAACACACCACCGCCCCCCAACCCGAAACCCCGAAGCUCAAAGAAAAUGAAGCUAUCGUGACUGAGGCAUGGUUGAAGCAAAUCAUUGAGCAUGCGUCGAAAGAAGCCAUUGAAAACGGGGCAUUGGACGAGGAGGCAGUUCAACAAAUGGCUCAGAACCUACUUCCCGCGCUUCGGUUAGCAAAUACAAAGCACCCCGCAUACAGCAAGUUUUGUUAG
Molecule: messenger RNA, 2844 nt
Organism: Rhizoctonia solani
Lineage: Eukaryota; Fungi; Basidiomycota; Agaricomycetes; Cantharellales; Ceratobasidiaceae
Product: other/TTK protein kinase
Exons: 7
Coding region: 1-2844 (947 amino acids)
Biological process (GO): protein localization to kinetochore; chromosome segregation; mitotic spindle assembly checkpoint signaling
Cellular component (GO): spindle; nucleus; kinetochore
Molecular function (GO): ATP binding; protein serine/threonine/tyrosine kinase activity; protein serine/threonine kinase activity
Source: RefSeq, a predicted model, not a curated record